Molecule: messenger RNA, 2556 nt
Organism: Hyaena hyaena (striped hyena)
Lineage: Eukaryota; Metazoa; Chordata; Mammalia; Carnivora; Hyaenidae
Gene: MACC1
Product: MET transcriptional regulator MACC1
Exons: 4
Coding region: 1-2556 (851 amino acids)
Cellular component (GO): cytoplasm
Source: RefSeq, a predicted model, not a curated record
AUGUUAACCAAUGAAAGGGCCCAUUUUUGGUCAGGAGGAAUUUCACGCAGUAAGUCUGACGGAAAUUUGUUUAAAAUGGAAGACCAAAAAUCUUCAAGAAGUUUCCAUAUUACAGAAUGUCCAGACCCAGGAUUUCUUCUCAACUGGCCAGAUGCUUUCACAUGUCAUGGCAAUAGUGCUUCCAAAACUACAAAUCCAUUCUGGAAUGAACUGUCUGCUUCUAACCCAUUUUUGGAUGAUAUAACUCAGUUAAGAAAUAACCAGAAGAAAGACAAUAUUUCCAUCUUGAAGGAAGAUCCUUUUCUAUUUUUUAGAGAAAUAGAAAUCGGAAAUUCUUUUGAUUCCUCUGGUGAUGAACUGGAUAUGCAUCAGUUGCUUAGGCAGUCUUCCCCACGGAAAGCUGGAAGAUCUAAAAGUGUUUCAGAACUUUUAGACAUUUUAGAUGACACAGCACAUGCCCAUCAGAAUAUACAUAACUCUGGCCAGAUACUAGAACAAGACUUAGAAUGGCUUCAGAAUGAUAGAGAGGCUUAUAAAAUGGCCUGGCUAAGUCAACGCCAGCUGGCUCGUUCCUGCCUGGAUUUGAAUAUAAUUAAUCAGAGUCCUGGAUGGGCCCAAACACAAGUUGCAGAGACCGUGAUAGUUUGUAAAUUAAGCCACCAAGGAGGGUCAGUACAAUUACCUGAAUCAGAUAUCACUGUCCAUGUGCCCCAAGGACAUGUAACUGUGGGAGAAUUCCAAGAGAUAUCUCUAAGGGCUUUUCUUGAACCUCCGCAAAUGCUUAACCAUGAUCUUUCAUGCACCGUGAGUCCACUGUUGGAAAUCAUGUUAGGCAACCUUAAAACAAUGGAAGCCAUUUUGCUGGAGAUGAAAAUAGGGGCUGAAGUGAGAAAGGAUCCUUUCAGCCAAGUCAUGACAGAAAUGGUAUGUUUACACAGCUUGGGUAAAGAAGGCCCUUUCAAAGUGUUAAACAACUGCUAUAUUUAUGAAGACAUUAUCCAAGUCAAGCUAAUAGACUUGAGCCAGGUGAUGUAUCUAGUGGUUGCUGCACAAAUUAAAGCUAUCCAGUCACCAGCUGCCACCAUUUGGGAUUGUAUCCACAAAACCACCUCAGUUGGAAUUUAUGGGCCCAGAUAUAUUCAUCCCAGUUUCACUGCUAUUUUCACAGUUUGUGGACACAGUUACAUGCCAGGAAAGCUUACAAUCUCUGAUAUUAAGAAGGGUGGUAAAAACACAUCUCCGGUUGUGUUUCAGCUUUGGGGGAAGCAUUCAUUCUUCCUUGACAAGCCACAAGAUUUAAAUAUUUCUGUUUUUUCAUGUGAUCCUGAUUUUGAAGUGAAGGCAGAAGGAGAAAGGAAAGAAAUUAAACAAAAGCAGUUGCAAGCAGGUGAAGUAGUUAAUCAACAAUUUUUAUUUUCCUUAGUUGAGUCCAGAGAAAUGCACUUAUUUGUUUUCCGUGUUCAGGUGGAGCCUCCCAAUGGUAGAACACUUACACAGUUCUUUAUCACUACACCUGAUCCAGCUCCGAAUCUAAAAAGACUCUCCAAUCUGCCAGAUAAUUUGCAGAAAGAGAAGAAAGUCAAGUCUGCUCCAUUGUUACCAACAGUGUGUGUCAAAUAUCCCACAUUUCAAGACAAAAAAAUGAACUUCACCAACUUUGGGGUAACUCUGAAGACUGUGCUAAGACAAAAAAAGAUUGACUACUUACUUGAAUAUUUCAAAGGGGACACAGUAGCUCUUCUUGGAGAGGGUAAGGUAAAAGCUAUUGGGCAUUCCAAAGUGAAAGAAUGGUAUGUUGGAGUCUUGAGAGGUAAGGUUGGACUUAUACAUUGCAAAAAUAUCAAGGUGAUUGCAAAGGAACAAGUAAUAUCCAUGUCAGAUAAUGUCUUCACAACCAGAAAUCUUCUUGAACAAAUUACCCUACCCUUUAAAAAACUGACUUACAUCUACUCAGUUGUAUUGACCUUGGUGUCAGAAAAAGUUUACGAUUGGAAAGCUUUAGCCCAUGUCUUGGGUUACUCACAUCUGGCACUAGAAGAUUUUGAAAUACAAGCAGACAAAGAAUCAGAAAAAGUUUCCUAUAUUGUAAAGAAGUUAAAGGAAGAUUGCCAUGCAGAUAGAAAUACCAGGAAGUUUCUUUAUGAACUUAUUGUGGCUCUGCUGAAGAUGGAUUGCCAAGGGUUAGUAGCACAUCUCAUCCAAGAGGCUGCUAUUCUGACUUCAGCUGUCAAGCUUGGAAAAGGCUGGAGGGAACUAGCUGAAAAGUUAGUACGACUCACAAAGCAACAGAUGGAGGCGUAUGAAAUUCCUCACCGAGGAAAAGCUGGCGAUGUUGCUGUUGAGACAAUGUGGAAACCUGCCUACGAUUUUCUCUAUACUUGGGGUGCUCACUAUGGAAGUAGCUACAGAGACAUGUUACAAGACCUUCAAUCAGCUUUGGACAGGAUGAAAAGCCCUGUGACCAAGCAGUGGCGAGACUUAACUGGAGCUCUAAUACUAAUACAUUCCUUAGAGUUUUUGAGAGCAACUGCAUUCUCUACUUCUGAGGAAGUAUAA